Daphnia pulex (common water flea) is the source of this 865-nucleotide messenger RNA. RefSeq names its product translin-like (gene trsn). Gene Ontology annotation, molecular function: sequence-specific DNA binding; single-stranded DNA binding; RNA binding. Gene Ontology annotation, cellular component: nucleus; cytoplasm. The record is from RefSeq and is a predicted model, not a curated record. Gene Ontology annotation, biological process: RNA metabolic process. Lineage: Eukaryota; Metazoa; Arthropoda; Branchiopoda; Diplostraca; Daphniidae. The transcript has 6 exons. The coding region runs from base 90 to 770 and encodes 226 amino acids.
GGCAACAUCAUUUUGCCAUUUGACUUUUCGAGUUCUGUUCGACAAGAAAACGUGAAGAACUCAAGAAAACAACAAAAACUCGAAUCAAGAUGGAUCUCGCUACCGUUUUUGCCCAAUAUCAGAAUUUGCUUGAUGCGGAUCAAGAUCUUAGAGAAGAAAUUCGGCUCAUUGUUCGUGAGUUAGACACAACUGGACGAGAGGUCUCUUUGAUUCUGCAGCAAAUCCACCAAGAAGAUGGGUUGAAUCAAAUUGGAGAACUCUGUACCAGAGCAAAACUUACACUUGCUAAAGCAAAUGAACAAUUCUCAAAACUUGCUUCCAAGAUCCCUCCUAAUCAAUAUUUCAGAUUUAACGAUCACUGGAGAUAUGUUAUGCAGCGCUACUCUUUCCUUUGUGCAUUGAUAUUCUUCCUUGAGUCAGAAAAGCUUGCUCUUCACUCAGAUGUUGGGAAAUUGCUUGAAGUAUCCAUAAAAGAGGAAGAUGGUUUCCAUUUGGAUGUUGAAGAUUAUCUGUCUGGACUUUUACAGUUGGCUUCAGAACUGUCUAGGUUGGCAGUAAAUAGCGUGACUGCUGGAAACUAUGAUUUGCCCAUUCGUAUCUCGCGAUUCGUCUCCGAGUUGAAUGGUGGAUUCCGUCUCUUAAAUCUGAAGAAUGAUUCACUGCGCAAAAGAUUUGAUGCUCUUAAAUAUGAUGUGAAGAAAAUCGAGGAAGUGGUUUAUGAUCUCUCCAUUCGUGGCCUUCGAUGUCGAUCGCUUACUAUUACCAAGUGAAUUAACGUUAAGUUUUCAAUGUUGUGAACCAAGAAUGUAAAAUCUUAAAUGUGAUUUCCUGGUCGAAGUAAUGUAUGCUUCAAGAAUUCGUAAAA